UCUUUGAUUUUAUUUUCAGGUGUGUGAUGUCUUGUGAGACAGUGUCAGCAAUUAUAUAGGUGCUGAAUUUAUAUGAUCAUGAAGACACCAGUUUUGAGUGUGGUGUCACUGGUGCUGCUGGCAACCCUGACUGUAGUGAGUGCUAAUGAAGCUUGGGCCUGGGGAGCCACAUCAUCUGAAGACAUAACUGAGAAGCAUGCUAAUAAUGGAGGUGCAACAGGAUCAGAUGAAGCAAAGAAGAAAUCUGGAAGCGUUUCUUUCCCUGGAACCAAAAAGGGUGAUGACCUCCCUGUUGUAGAAUUGAAGCAAGUGAGCCAAGGGAUUUCACUACUGCCAACUAAGUCAUCUGUGGGUCAUAAAGACCUGGGCAUUCCUCUUGAAGAACUCCUCAAGUCUAAGGGGGAUUUGAAUGCUGUUGGUAACCCCAAUGCACAAAUCAACCCAAGGAAGGGAAAGUCUCUGACCCAAGCUGUCAGUCCUGCCACAGACAUUGAGGGGCGUUUUGGCAAGAAACUCUGCAAAUGGAGUGGAUGGUGCAAAGGCUAUGGAAAAGAUGUGGAUCCAUCAGAAGUGGUCUAUGUUCAGCCUGUGAAGAUCAAGCCAGUUGGGGAGCAGUUGCCAGCCAUUGUUGUUGGAAAGGGUGGUUUGCAAUUGCCUGGUGGUUACUCACAACCAGCCCCCUAUUUCCCUCCACCACCAGUGCAGCACCAUCAUGACCACCAUCACCACCACAAAAAGAAGAAGCACUAUGGAUAUGGAUCCAGCAGCAUUAAUUAUGGUGCCCCUCUUGGAAGUUCCAGCAGUGGUGCAGGCUAUGGACCAGGACCUCUUCCAGGAGUGCCAUAUGCAAGAGAUGACAGCAGCGCUUACUAUGACAGUGUGGAAACUGCUGGUGGAGCAAGAGUUCAAGGUGGAGGAGCAUCUCAGUCUUUCCAGACUCAGUAUUCAGGGGUUUCCACUGCAGCAGGAUCCAGUGGAUAUGGUGCACCACAGUCCCAAAGUCAUCAGAACUUUGGAUCUCAAGGUGACUUCAGCAAGCGUGGACCCAGACAACAGUUCAACAAUGCCCCACCCAAUAGAGGCAGACCAUCAAGGGGUCCUGGUGUCAAUCCCCAAGUAGCCCAAGUCCAAGCGCAAGUGGCUCAAGCACAGUAUUCCCAGCAACAACAGCAACAGUUCCAGCAGUACCAGCCCCAACUUCAGCAACCAUAUCCCCAGCAAAACUUUGGACCUAACCCUGCUUACCAACCCCAACCGCAGUAUCCCCAACAGAACCCUGUGUACCAACCUCAACCCCAGUACACCCAGCAGCAGCCAUCUUUCAACCAACCAGCUUACCUUCCACCAGUUGGCAAGUCCAAUGACCAAUGCAUCUGUGUACCAGCCUCACAGUGUGCACCACAGGACACUCUGGGGAGAGAGAGUCCCAGCAGGCCACCUUACCAAUACAACCAAUUGGACCCAAGGAACAAGCAACAGCACCAAGAACAGCUGUCAGAGUAUACAGAGUUUGCUGAUGGUCUGAGUGAAGAUGUGGCUGCAUACUAUGACACUGAGUCCAGGGCAGUCAAGAAGGAUGAUGCCAUAGAAGCUGAAGACAGCAGUGAGGGUACCAGGAAGAAAAGAGAUGCUGGACAAGAAGGGGACAUUGAAGUGCCUAUUCUGAGUCCUGCUGAACCAGAGUCUAGACAACUCAGCAGCAAUGGAGUCUGUGGACCUUAUGAGGUGUGCUGCAGGAACCUAGGGAUCAACAAACCUUCCAAUAAUGGACAGUGUGGUGUGAGGUAUGCCAGGGGCAUCACAGGCAGGGUCAAAACCCUAAAGUAUGUUGAUGGAGAUGCUGAAUUUGGUGAAUACCCUUGGCAGGCAGCCAUUUUGAAGAAGGAGGGUGUUGACAAUGUGUAUGUCUGUGGUGGAAGUCUGAUUGAUGGCCAGCACAUUGCCACUGCUGCUCAUUGUAUUAAGGGGUACAACCCAAAUGACCUCAGAGUGAGGCUUGGAGAGUGGGAUGUGAACCAUGACACAGAGUUUUACCCUCAUGUGGAGACAGAUGUUGCAGCAGUUGUGAUUCAUCCUGAAUUCUAUGCUGGGUCUUUGUACAAUGACAUUGCUCUAUUGAGGCUUGAGAGCUAUGUGGACUUCACCAGGAAUCCCCAUGUGAGUCCUGUGUGUCUACCAAACCAGUACUCAGAGUUGCCAGCUGGAUACAGAUGUUGGACCACUGGUUGGGGAAAGGAUGCCUGGGGCAACUCUGGACAGUACCAAAAUAUUCUCAAGGCAAUGGAUGUGCCUCUAGUGCAGCACCAUGAGUGUGAGAACAGACUCCAGAGCACUAGACUUGGUGUGGCUUUUAACCUUCAUGAGGGUUUCUUGUGUGCUGGUGGGGAAGCUGGCAAGGAUGCUUGCAAGGGUGAUGGAGGUGGACCGUUGGUGUGUGACAUCCAAGGAACCUGGCAAUUGGCAGGGAUUGUCAGCUGGGGAAUUGGGUGUGGACAGCAAGAUGUUCCUGGGGUUUAUGUCAAGGUUGCCAACUACUUGCCCUGGAUUCAAUCAGUGACUAGAAGCACCCUUGAUGGAGUUACCAACAUGAGGUUUUUUGAGUUGUUGCACUGGCAAUGCCAGGGGGUUAUUCGAGAACAUAACAACACUUUGGACCCCAAUGAGAAAAGAGAUUUGAUUGACUGCUUCCUGUUGGAGAGACAAAGAAUGAAGGAAGCUGAUGAGCCCAAUGUUCCAACUGAUGAUAUGAUUGCUUGGACAAUGGCUGACUUGUUCAUAGCUGGAACUGAGACAACUGCUACAACAUUAAGAUGGUUUUUCCUGUACCUGGUUCACUAUCCUGAGGUUCAAACAAAGAUCCAUGAAGAGAUUGACAGAGUGAUUGGCAAGGACAGACUUCCUAUCUGGGAAGACAGGCCCAACAUGCCAUACACUGAGGCAGCCAUUUGGGAAGUUUUGAGGCUGAGGCCAGUGUUGCCAUUUGGACUAGAGAGACAAGCAACAGCUGAUUUUGACUUCAGAGGCUAUAAGAUCAAAAAGGUCAGAAGAAGACAGUGUUUGGGAGAAUCUUUGGCCAGGAUGAACCUAUUCCUAGAAAUCACAACUUUGUUGCAGAGAUUCAACUUUGAGAAAACCCCUGGUCCUCCAAGAUGGCCAUUGGUGGGCAGUUUGUUCAUGCAACUUGCUGAGCCAGCAUUUUAUGUGUACUGGGAAAAACUGUCCAAAAUAUAUGGCCCUAUCAUCAGUCUGAAAAUUGGUCAGAUGGACUUUGUUGCCAUAACAAACUAUGACCUGGCAAAGGAAGCAAAUGUCAUGGAAGAGUUGUCAGACAGACCCCCUUAUGAGUUCUUCAAAUUUUUCAUGAAACAUGUCAACACAGGUUUGUUGUUUGUCAAUGGGGAUACUUGGAAAAGGAACAGGAGAUUUACUCUGAGAAGUCUGAGGGACUUUGGAUUUGGAAAGUCCUCCAUUGAAGGACUCAUCUUGAAUGAGUUGAAGGAACUUGAGCCAGUUUUAACACCUCCAAAAGGCAGCAAUUACAAGGAUAUUAGACUUGAUGAAUCCUUGAAUGCUGCUGUGACAAAUGUCACCUGGUGGCUCAUGGCAAACAAGAGAGUUACAAACAAAGACCCAGAGUUUCUCAAGCUCUUGGACACCAUCUCAUCUCUGAUCCAGUUUGAUGCCUUCCAGCUCUUCUCAGUCUUCCCUUCUUUGUUUUAUAUUAUGCCAGACUUCAUCACUGGCAUCAACAAGAAGAGAGAGGAAAGAGAACAUUUCUACAGCUACAUGAGAAGAUUGAAAGAAACUGGAGAAGCUGAGCCACCAACAGAUAACAUGAUUGCUUGGACAAUGGCUGACUUGUUCAUUGCUGGUACUGAGACAACUGCUACAACAUUAAGGUGGUUCUUUUUGUUCCUGAUUCAUCAUCCACACAUUCAGGAUAAGAUUCAAGAUGAGAUUGACAGGGUCAUAGGCAAGGACAGACUUCCUGUUUGGGAUGACAAACCUAAAAUGCCAUACACUGAAGCAGCCAUCUGGGAGUUACUGAGACUGAGACCACCUUUGCCAAUUGGUCUUGAAAGGUAUGCCUUGAAGGACAUAACAAUUGGAGGUUAUUCAAUCAAGAAGGGUACCAUUAUAUCAACUGCCAUCAGUGUGAUCCACAGAGAUCCCCAGUUGUUUGACAAGCCUGAUGAAAUGAUCCCAGAAAGAAUGCCAUAUACUGAAGCAGCCAUUUGGGAGUUACUGAGACUGAGACCACCUUUGCCAAUUGGUCUUGAAAGGUAUGCCUUGAAGGACAUAACAAUUGGAGGUUAUUCAAUCAAGAAGGGUACCAUUGUAUCAACUGCCAUCAGUGUGAUCCACAGAGAUCCCCAGUUGUUUGACAAGCCUGAUGAAAUGAUCCCAGAAAGGUUUCUUGAUUCAAAGGGAGAACUUAUAAAAAAUCCAAAGUUCAUGCCCUUUCAAGCAGGAUUGAUAUUUGCCAAUGGCCAAGAUUGGAAGACAAGAAGGAGGUUCACUCUCAAGAACCUCAGAGACUUUGGAUUUGGGAAAUCAUCCAUGGAGCAACUGAUCAUUGAUGAGAUGCGACAUCUGGCUGAUUCACUCAAAGUUAAAAACGACCCAAAGGGUUCCAUUGUAGAGCUUGAUGCUGGCUUGAAUGCUGCAGUGGCAAAUGUCAUCUGGUGGAUAACAGCAAGCAAAAGAGUUGACAAAGAUGACAAAGAUUUUGUGGAUAUCCUGGAAACCAUCAACAGCAUCCUUCCUUUUGACAUUCACAAAAUCCUCUCAUUUAUUCCUGCGCUGAAACCAUUCAUUCCUGAUUGGAUCAAGAAGCAAGAUGACAGGAAAAAGAGGAGAGCACGGAUUUAUGAUUACAUGCAGGCUUUGAUUGAUGACCACAGACGCACAGUUGACCCAAGUGACCCAAGGGACCUGGUUGACUGCUACAUUAUUGAGCAACAGAGACUUGAGGCCAAUGGAGAAGACUGCUCCACAUUCAAAGGCAAAAUUAAGAUUCAAUUGGAAACUCUCAAAGAUUUAUUUACAAAGUCAUGUUUUCUUUUUUUUGUCAAAAAUCCAGAUGAAAUGUUGGUUUGGACUCUGGCUGACCUGUUUAUAGCAGGGGCAGAAACUACAUCAACAACCCUGAGGUGGUGCUUCUUGUACCUCAUCACAUUUCCUGAAAUACAAGCAAAAAUCCAUCAAGAAAUUGACCAAGUUGUUGGCAAAGACAGGUUACCAUCUCAAGAGGACCAUGGA
Messenger RNA from Notodromas monacha, 5262 nucleotides. Lineage: Eukaryota; Metazoa; Arthropoda; Ostracoda; Podocopida; Cyprididae. The record is from the annotation of a GenBank genome assembly.